Messenger RNA from Symbiodinium sp. CCMP2592, 909 nucleotides. The record is from the annotation of a GenBank genome assembly. NCBI's taxonomy places the organism in Eukaryota, Dinophyceae, Suessiales, Symbiodiniaceae.
AUGUUCUGUCGAGAAGGCCGCGGAGGCUCUCUUUGCAGGCUCAAGUGGCUCAGAACUGUCGGAUUGGUCGCGGCCGUGGCACCCGUCACAUGGCUCUUUGUGCUGCUGGAAAAGGAGGAAGUGCAGGCUGCAGCUGAUUGCAGGCAAGCCACUCUGGCCUUCUCGGACCGGCGGCUGCAAUCACUUUCGUCCUCCAUGCUGAAGGGGCUCACCUCGCUCCCAUGUGGAGUGGUCGAUGAAGGGGUCUGCGAAGACGCCAAGGUGGAGCUUGUGUGGCCGGAGGAGGCUUCAGAAGACCUCCGAAGGCGGAAAAGGAAGCGAAAACCAGUGAAACUCAUCCUCACGCUCGGAUCACUGCGUCGGACGACGCUGGCUGCUCCCCGAAAGCAUCUGUUGUUGGCCACUCCACGUCCACAGCAGCUUGAGCGCAUAUUGCCACAAGUUGCUCAAAUGGGGGUCGCUACGUUGCUUUUGUGUGGUGCCUCCAAAGUGGACCCGAAGUAUUUCAGGAGCCAUAUCCUUCAAAUGCCCUUCCUGAAGAGAUGCUUGGCCAAGGGAUUGGCGGCAGCACGGGACACAACCAUGCCAAAAGUGAUAGUCCAUCCAAACCUGCAGGAAUUACUGUCGCAACUUGACCACUUUCUGCCGCGCGACAAGGCUUUCCGCUUGGUGGGGCAUCCAAGUGGCGCAAAGCUACCUGAGCUGAGCACUGGUGACACCCUGACACAGGGGCGACGCGAGGCACUAGUUGCAGUCGGGCCAGAAGCCGGCUGGAGUGAAGAUGAGCCGUCCGAGUUGGACAUGCUGUCAUCUUCUGGCUUCCAGAGCAUGUCGCUUGGACAAAGAAUCCUGCGAUCAGACGUGGCGACCACGACACUGCUGGCCCUUGCCGAGCAGAUGCUGGCAUGA